AUGGGGGACUCAAAGCUCUGCCUUUUGCUGCUCCUCAGCACAUCCGCCUUGACUUUUGCCCAAGAUGAUGAUCAGUCGACCUGCCUGCUGGCCAAACGGUACAAGACCCUGCACAAGUACGAAUACCAAUACGAAGCCGAAUCUCUGAAUUCUAUCAACGGAGCCUCACCGCUCCAGAACGGACCCAAGGCUUCUUGCAAGGUUGAAAUCGAAGUGCCUCAGACGUGUAGCUUCAUCAUCCGCACCACCGGCUGCCAGCUGAACGAGGUGGUGGACGUGAGCGCAGAGGGUAACCCUGUGUUCGCUCCCGCACCCAGCUCCGACGCCUUUGCUGCUGAGAUGGAAAGAUAUCCCCUGAAGGUCGUGAUCGAGGGCGUGUACGAUGUGAAGCUGUACCCCGAGGAUGGCGAGACAACGACCAUCCUGAACUUUAAGAGGGGUAUCAUGUCCGCCCUGGCUGUGCCUCUGCUGGAGGAAGAAAAGAACAAGAGAAUGCCCACUAUCCACGGCAAGUGCAAGACCUACUACACCAUCAACGCCAGAGAGGAUAUCGCAACCGACAUCAGCCUGGAGAGGGAUCUGUCCAGAUGCGACAGGUUCAGCCCAAUCAGAGAUCACACCAGCCCUCUGGCCCUCAUCUCUGGCAUGCACUAUCCUCUUGCUCAGCUGGUCAGAAGCUCCCAAACCUGCAACUACAAGUUUGACAACGAGAAAAAACACAUGACCUCUGGCUCCUGCACUGAGAACCACAUCCUCAUCCCCUUCUCACACAAGGGGCAGUAUGGAGUUACCAACGUUGGAAAGCAGGAACUGACUCUGGUUCAGGUUGUUCCCCACAACGACAGAGUCUUCGACCGCAGUGACAUCAUGAAGGAGCUUCACAUGGAUGCUGUUGAGGACAGGAGCGUUGUCCAGGAUAAAGACGCUGCUCUGAAUCUCCUGAGAGAACUGGCCACUCUGCCCGAGACCGACGGCGACAGGAGGGCCCAACUCUUCCAAAAGCUGGUCUCCAUGGUCCGGGGAAUGAAGACCCAGACCCUGACUCCUGCCAUUCCCGAGGCUCUUGAAGUGUCCCGCGUCCUGACCUACCAGGUUCUGGCUCAGUGUGGAACCCCCGAGUGCAGCAGCGCCAUCAUGCAGAUCCUGAGGACCUUCGACAGCGCCUCCCUCGAGGUCGACGCUGCGGUUUUCGCCAUGGGAAUCAUGUCCAAUCCCUCUGCCCUCCUGAUCAAUGACUUGCUGCAGAUGGCCAAAUACAAGACCAGCAAACCCAUCAUGUACGCCCUGAGCAACGUUGUCAAGAGGUUUUACAAACUGGAAGGAAAACUGAUCCCUGAGAUUUUCUCUGUUGCUGAGUUCAUGGCUGCCCAGCUGGGCGACUGCACUGGAGACAAGGACGAGACCUUCAUGAAGCUCAGGGUGAUUGGAAACAUGGCUUCAGCUGUGAUCCCUGCUGGUCCUGCACUCAGAGGCUCUGUGAUGCAGUGUGUGAACCAACCUGCAGCUUCUCCAGCUGUGCAGCAGGCUGCCAUCCAGGUGUUCAGGCUGACCCCCGUCCCUGCGGAGGCAAAGGAGGUGGGUGAGAGGAGGAUGCUGGCCAAGCUGACGUCCACCGUGGACAACACCUCUCACCCGCUGCACCACACUGUGGGGUCUCUGAGCAGCUCCUUCAGCAGCAGACGGAUCCAGCCACGGUGGAAGAAGCAGCGCUACGGCAGCAUUCUAUUCUAUUNCCCCAUGCAAAAGCGUAUUGCUGCAUAUCUGGUACUCAUGAAGGACCCCCAGCCAAGUGAACUGACCCAGCUGGCUAAUGCCUUGCCCAAUGAGCAGGACCAACAAGUCAAGAGCUUUGUCAUCUCCCACAUGACCAACAUUUUGUCCUCAAGCGUGCCUGAGACCCAGGAACUGAGACAGAAGAUUCGUGAUGCCCUGCAGGGUAAUGAGAUCGGGCCCACUAUGGACCCCACCAAGUUCUCUCGCAACUAUAAGAUCGGAUCUCUGGAGGGCAACAUGAUCUUUGAGGACACCAGCUACCUGCCCAAGGAGGUCAUGCUUGAAAUGACUCUGAAGGCAUUUGGCUUUGAUGUUGACAUGAUGGAGAUCGGCAUGGAGGGCAAAGGAUUUGAGCCAACAGUUGAUGCUCUGUUCGGAGAGAAUGGAUUCUUCCCUGACACCGCCCUGAAGACGAUGUACUUCGUCUCUGACAACAUGCCCCAGAAAGUCAAUGCGAUCCUGAGGGACCUGAUUCCUUCUCUGAGAAAGAAACAGGUAUUCAGCUCUAACCUGAUGAGGGAAAUCGGACGCAACCUCAACAAACUGGUGAGGGAACUGAAGUCUGUACAGUCUCCAGAGGCCAUGGUUUAUCUGAGACUUUUGGGAAAUGAGCUGGGUUAUCUGAGGACCAAUGAAAUGGAGGAGAUGGCCUAUUCUGCUGCCAUGAUGAUCGACAGCAUGCUCAAGAUGUUCCCAGCUGAUCUGCUGAAGGCGCUGAUGACUAAGGCUGACAACACUUUCUUUGCCCACUACAUCUUCAUGGACAAUGAGUUCUUCCUGCCCACUGUCACUGGUGUGCCUCUGAGGGUUUCACUGUCUGGUACUUUCGCCCCUGGUAUCAAGGGUGGAAUUAAGAUUGCUCGUGACAUGAGCGAAGUGACCUUCAUGCCCUCUGCUGACAUUGAGUUUGUGACUAAGAUUGGCUCCCACAUCCCUGAAUUUUCCAACACUGGACUAGAGAUGUACACCAGCCUUUUCCAUGAGAGUGGCCUUAAAGCCAAGUUGUCCACAGAAAAUGGCAAAUUGAAACUGGCCAUCCCUGCUCCAGGUGGCCCAACUAAGCUCAUGACAGUGACAAACAACCUUGUGGCAGUGACUGGAUCAGAAAUGAAGACCAUCCCUCCUAUGGUGAUGGACAAGGUUGAUGUCCGUGAGUGCACUCCAGUCUUCGCUGGAAUGAAAUACUGCUCUGAGCUACAGUACACUGAUGCUUUCUCUCAGGAGACGGCCCCGUACUUCCCCUUCACCGGAGACAGCAAAUUUGCUGUGGAGCUCCAUCCUACCGGUGAAGUCACUGAAUACACAGCCACUGUUGCCUACGAGCUCCUCAUGGAGGGAGAUGAUGGCCAGCAGAAGGUUGACUCUGUGAACUUCAUUCUGAGGGCGGAGGGUGCAGAUCCCACUGAAGCCAGAGCAGUCAUGAAGUACAACAGAUGGAUAAAUGCCAUCACAGCCGACAUCCAGAUCCCUGACUACGAUGUAGAGGCCGGUCUUAGGUUGGGUGUUGUUGAUGGAAACACCAAGGGCAAAGGAACUCACUCCAUCUCUCUCGACUUCGUCAACAAGAACAUCCCUCAGCUCUCCCUGGUUGGCCGCGCCAAUCUGAAGGCCAUGAAGGAAGGUAUGCUGCAAGUCCAGCUUCUGGUCCCCUCAAUCAGUGCUGAUGCCACUGUCACCGCUAACAUGAAACGUGAUCAGGAGUUGGAACUGGAGCUUAAGUUUGAAAGCAAGAUCAUGGAUGCCACCUCUGAGCAGAAAAUUGACAUGAAAUACGACGGCAGCAAGAUUGAGGUCGAGGUCAAGUCUGACAUGAACACCAAAACCAACAUCCUGCCUUACACUGAAUUUGUCGAGAAAUACGGCAACGAUUUUCUUGACGUGCAAGUGGGCCAGACAGAUAUGAAAGUCCGCCACAUCUUCAAGAAAUUUGUGGAGGCAGCAAACAACUACAUGGAGAAGUAUGGUGCUGAUUAUCCUUACAUUCAGAACUUCAGAGUGCCUGACAUGCCUGAGAUUUCCUUCCCAGAGACACUGUUCCUGAAUGCUGAGGCCAAAGGUGUCUACUACUUCAACAAUGACCGCUUCACAAUUACUAUCCCUCUCCCACUUGGAGGAAAGACAACAGAAGAUCUUAAAUUCCCACCAGCUUUGACCACUCCCAGCGUGUCUCUACCCCGGUUUGGACUGGAAGUCGUCUCCAUGGAAAUUCCCAUCCCAGAGCUUACUGUUCCCGAGAGCUUCACUCUGUCCAUUCCUCUCUUUGGAAAAGCUGAGGUUUCAACCAUGAUGAAGAGCAACAUCUAUGACAUGAAGGCUUCAAUGGCUGCCGGCAAAGAUGUUGUGGAAACACCAAGCUACUCAGCUAAGUUUGAUGUGACAGGAACCUCCCCAAUUGAGAUCCUCUCAAUGAAGAUGGAAGGCUCUGGGAUGUUGGCCACCACUGACUCCAUCAAAGCGCAGCUGAAAAGCUCUUUGGCCCAUAAAUUCAUUGAUGCCAGUUUUAGUAUUGUCGAGGAUGCAACCAUCACAGAUAAAAUCAACUUGAAAUCUAGCAGCAAGAUGGAAGCCAAAAGCCCAUUUGGUCUCAAUGUUGUCUUUGAGCACGAAGGCAUGGUUGGAAUCAACACUGAAGAAAUGUCUGCUGACAACAAGUUUGAGGGGAUGUUUGCAGCUGGACCUAUCUAUGGCAAGACCACCUCAACCCAGUCAUUCAACAUCUUCCCAUUCAGACCAGAAGCAAAGAUUGAUUCUAAUGUUCAGUUAGACUCCACCUUUGCUAAGGCCCAGAACACAAUCGCUGCAACACUUCUCAAUGGCGAACUCUCAGUUGUGUCUAACACUAAUGCCUUUGAAGACACUUUCACUCAUGUUGCUGACCUUUCCUUCAAAGACAGCAAGCUGUCACUGAAAUGUGAUGCAAAUGCCUUUGCUUUUGGUAUGAAGAUCCGUAACCAGGCUGAAGCAUCUGCUGGUGCCGGUAAUGUGGCCAUGAAGAUGGAAACAAAUGCAGACCACUCUGACAACCGUGUUUACUCUCUGCUGACUGCUUCUCUUGAUGUCAAUGGUCUGGUUGUCAACAGCGACGCCAACAUCAAGCUUCUUGAGAAUGAGGCUACUCACAAGGCUUCUCUGAAAAUGAACAAGGAUGGUUUGACCACAAGUGGAACAACUACCCUCCAGAGCCCCCUGUCCUUCGAAAACACCUUUGAUGCUGGGCUUGAUUCUACAAGGGCUUCUCUGUCCAUUACCAACAAGGCAGCAAUCAGAGAAAUGAAGGUUGAUAAUGCCAACACUCUGACCAUUACUCGGUCUAGCCUUGACUUUAACUCAAAGGCUGAAGCCACUGCAAGUGAAUAUGCCUCUUACACUCAUGAUAUCACCUUUGACCUGAAACCGUACACUGCCUCUGCAAAUGUUAAGAAUAACCUCAAACUUCUGGAAGCUGAAUUCAUUAAUGAGGCACAACUGCAAGCUGAGCUUUACAAGAUGGACCUGACCGGAAGCCUGAAGGCCAUCUAUGGUGAAGAAGAGAUCAAGCACAUCUAUCAGGUCAGUUAUGCUGAUAUGAUCGCCAAUGCAAAGUGCAGCACCACUGGAAAACUCUUUGGAACUCAUAUGAGCCACAACACUGAACUCGAAGUUAUCGGCCUGGCUGCCAGGUUCAGCAAUGAUGCCCGCUUCAACUCACAGCCAGUGCGCUUUGACCACACCAUCCGUUGCAGCAUUGUUCCUUUCGAUUUCAACCUAGACGCCAUCUUCAAUGCUGAUGGAGACGUGACCAUGUAUGGAAAGCACAGUGCCCAGCUCUAUGGCAAGCUCCUUGUGAAAGCACAACCUCUGGCUUUUGCCAGCUCACAUGAAUGCAGAGCAUCAGUGAACCAGCAGCUGAAUAAUGGUUUGUCCCUUCAGACCACAUUUGACAACAACAUGGACAAUGUGCUGUCACUCCAAGAGCAGAGGACUAGUUUUAGAAUGAAGUCCAAACUGAAUGAGCAUGCCUUUAAUCAAGACUUAAGUAUUUACAACACUGCUGAGAGAACUGGAAUCGAGGCUUCAGGCACCAUCCUUACAAACAUCAUCAACUCAGUCUCUGCAGAUAACCAGGAAUUCACCAUCUCUGGCUUCUUAAAGUAUGACAAGAGCACAAAUAGUCACAUGAUUUAUAUUCCCAUAUUUGAAAGUUUUGCUGUUUUUAUGGACAGGAUUAAGGUGCUUGCUGUACAUGUUGCGGAGGCACUGCAAGACUACAUCAACAAUGACGAGGUCAGGGCUAAACUUGAGGCUCUUCCCGAGCAGAUAAGUGACUUUGUUGCUCAAAUGAAUAUUGAAGACAAGGCAGUUCAGCUGAAACAGUAUUUCCUAGAUUUUACCCAGAACUAUGCCAUCUCCAUGGAAGAUGUAGAAGCCUCUUUGAGAAACUUGAAGAUUGCUGUUCAGAAAAUUCUGGCUGAUCUCACUGUUUACAUCCAGAACUUUGUUAGUCUGAUAAAGGAGACUUUUGUUAGUGCCAACUUCCCAGAGGUCUUUGCUCAGCAGAUCCAAAACUUGCUGAAUGCCAUUAAUGAGGAGUAUGACAUCAAGGGUAUGCUUGUGUAUGUGAUUGAGACCAUAAGAGAGUUUGUCCAUCAGAUUGACCUGAACAAAGUGAAGGGCAGCAGUAUUGCAUUCCUGUAUGAUAUUGAUGCCAAGUAUGGAAUCAAGGAUAGUCUAGAGGAAGGUAUGAGGGGUAUUAGACAGACAGUUGAGAGGUUUGACCUGGCGAAAUUUGCUGCUGAGUGUAGGAGGUUCGUUUCAGAUGUGAUGAAGUAUUGCAUUGAUGUACUUGUGAAUCAGGCUCCCCCAAAGAUUCUCAGUGAUGUCAUAGACAAUACUCUGGAAAUCAUUCAGAACCUCGACAUUGCUGGUAACAUCAACGCAUUCUUUGCCAGGAUGAAGGAGUUGAUUGUAAAGUUUGAGGUUGACAAAAAGGUUCAGGCUGUCUUGGAAAAAGCUGUGGAGCUCAUUAAACAGUACAGGAUUGAGGAAACCAUCAGUGCUGGAGUCAGAAUGGUGAAAGAUGCAGAUAUUCCUUCCAAAUUCAUGCAGGUAUUCCAGGAUGUUAUUAACUAUUUGAAAGCAAUGGAGAUUAAGGACAUAAUUUCCAAGCUGAACACAUAUAUUGACAUUAUUGAGGAGAAAAUUAGGUCAUUUGAUUACAAUGACUUUGUAGAUCACAUCAAUCAAAUCAUUGCAAAGUACACUGCAAAUGUAAAUGACCUGAUCAGAUCUCUUGAAAUCCCCCAGAAACUCAAGGCAUUGAGAGAUUUUGCCAACUUUGUCGUAUCCUCUGUUCGGGAUUCUGUAGACCAACUGAGAGGAGUUGAUAUUGCAGAAUUUAUUAAAACUGCAACAGGUACCAUUGACAAGGUUGUGUUUAAUAAUCUCAAGCAAUUUGCUGAAAUUAUUAAGGAGAAAAUUGUGCAACUGGAUUUUGAAAUCCCAUCACAGCUGGACAUUCCUGAGUUUACUAUCCUGGGUUUUCACACUGUGCCAGCCACUGUCCUAUCAGCCAAUGACAUUAAACAGAGAAUCAUUGACUUCAUUGAUUUAAUUCUCAACUUUGAGCUGGAGAUGUUUAAUAUUGGUGCUUCAUAUGGACACCUGACUUUAAGCUACCUUCCCACUCUGCCUGAGUUGUCACUUCCUGAGAUUACUGUACCUGAGUUCUCUUUUCCCACACUUCCUCAUUUUCCAGCAGACAAACUUGUGAACUUUCCUCUAGAAAUGCCAACAAUUAAGCUGCCAGUAAUCCCCAGUGGGAUUAUGAUUCCAGCAUUUGGUAAACUGAGCUAUGAGAUAAAGAUGAACAUCCCCAUCUACACCAUUAGGAAUACUGCAGAAAUCCAGAGCUCCCUUGAUGUAGAUGAGAACCCACAGUUGACAGCUUUUCUGACUUCCCAAGGCAAAUCUCCAACAUUUGAAAUCCUUAACUACAAUCUGGAUUCCAAUGCUCGGAUUGCUAUUCCCAAGGAGCAUGAUGUGAGUGCUCGUGAGACCCUGAAGUUCACUCAUGUUUUCCUUGCAGUGGACCACCAAGCAUCUGUAACAUUUUCUGACUUCUCAGCCCAGGCCUCAGCCAAGACCACAGUAAAGGCUACCACAGCACCCUACAGUGCUGAGCUUUUAAAUGAAGCUUUCUUAGCCACCAGAGGUGGUUUGUCUGCCUCUGCUGACACCUCCUAUAAACAUACACUCAUCCUUCCUGGCCUCACAAGUGAUGCCUCUGCUACUCAAAAAUCUGUGGCACGCCAAGAAGGUACCUCUGUUACAUUUACUGUUGAAAAUCAAGGCACUAAUACAUACAAUUCUCAUCAGCUUACCCACAAGAGUGACUUACAAGUCAUUGCCAGUCCAGAUACAGUCAAGGUGACUUUGACAGGUGACACAGAUGCAGUGCUUCUAAAGAUGACACAGACCCUGAGUGCUGAUUUUGCCAUGUUCAGCAAUUUCAAGUUUGAUGUUCGCUCUGAAGCAGAAGGCCCCGCAAUCAGAAAGAGUCUUAUAGAGGGAUCAGUAAAUGUCAAUUUUCCUGACAGAAAGCUUGAGUAUAAGGCCACACAUAGUACAGAUCUAGUUGGUAUUGUCAGUGGUGCCUUAAACAAUGUGAUUUACGUUGUUGUCUGUCCCACAGAGGUUGUGUUUAGCUUUCAAAAUAAGGGAAACACAAGGGUCAGUUUUAAUGAUGCUCUUACUGCCAAAAUUGAUCUGCAGAAUGACUACUCAGCGAACUUAAGGCCUGACAAUCAACACAUUAACACUGUGGCUCUGGCCCGUCUUAAUCAGUACAAGCUGUUGUGGAACUUCACUGUAGAGCAUAAUGACAAGGAAGCUGCUCUUCUUGCUGCCGUGGAGGGGAAAGCAAAUCUUGAUUUCCUGACUAGGCCCAUUAGCAUUCCUGAGAUAGAGCUGCCUUUUGUUGACUUCCAGACCCCAGCCAUUAGUAACCUCAACUUGUAUGAGCAAACUGGGCUAAAAUACGUUUUGACGACCCCUGAGCAGAGUGUUGAUGCAGAUGUUAAGAUUGUUUACCAAAAAAGCCAAGCUGACACCCUUGCCAAGAAUACUGGUCUGAUUCCCCCUAUGGGCAACCUGAUUACAGAGCUGUCUUUCAAGUCUGCCAUCAUUAAUCUGAAUGCCAAUGCUGGAAUGUAUGCUGAGGAUGAUCUUGUGUUCCGUCUUGGAGCCACCACUGCCUCUGUGUUUGACAGUCUAAAAGCCAAACUUGAUGGCACCACCAGUCUGACCACCAAGAGAGGAAUCAAACUGGCCAAUUCCCUGUCCCUCGAAAAUCCUCACAUUGAAGGCACUCAUGACAGCACCGUCAGCGUGAGCACUGAGACUUUCGACAGUGCCAUCUCUGUGGCUACUGUUGCAAAGAUCGCCCUGCCGAUACUCAACCUGGAAGCAAACCAAAAUCUGGUUGCAGACACUAAAACCAAAGCAAAUGCUGUCUCCACCUUCAGGGUGACGGGUAAUUUAAACAUCCCUAUGAUCAAGGCUGUUGGAAAGGCCGACGCAGAUCACAGUCUGAAGAUGGAAGGAACCUUUGACUAUGUUUCCAUGGAGUCAUCCAUCAAAGGAAACAUGGAUGGCAGCGUGUUUGAAGACUAUAUAGUUUUGGGAGUCCUGGAUAAUGAGGCAAAUCUCUACCUGAAUAGUGAUGGCCUGCGCUCCACUUCCAAGGUUAUUGCUGAUGCCAAGCUUAACUCCGGUGCAACCAAAGUCAUUGGCAUGGAUGUAAAUGAGAAUCUGGCCAUUGAAGCCUCCCUGAGCCGUGUGUAUGCAGUGUUGAAUUUAGUCACUCCCAUGUGGUACCAGCAAGGACUAUAA
Molecule: messenger RNA, 9642 nt
Organism: Stegastes partitus (bicolor damselfish)
Lineage: Eukaryota; Metazoa; Chordata; Actinopteri; Pomacentridae
Gene: apobb.1
Product: apolipoprotein Bb, tandem duplicate 1
Exons: 28
Coding region: 1-9642 (3213 amino acids)
Biological process (GO): cholesterol transport; lipoprotein transport; triglyceride mobilization
Cellular component (GO): mature chylomicron; very-low-density lipoprotein particle; low-density lipoprotein particle
Molecular function (GO): low-density lipoprotein particle receptor binding; cholesterol transfer activity
Source: RefSeq, a predicted model, not a curated record